Messenger RNA from Penicillium salamii, 2460 nucleotides. The record is from the annotation of a GenBank genome assembly. Lineage: Eukaryota; Fungi; Ascomycota; Eurotiomycetes; Eurotiales; Aspergillaceae.
AUGGCGCCUGUUUUGUUAGAACCAGAGUCUCUCAAUCCUGAACAAACCCUUAUACCACUGAAAGCCCCCAAAGAAGAGUUUCCCACUAUCGCGGUCAAUAUCCCACUGACUGACCGACCCUGGCGCCUCCUUUGUCUCUUCGAUACCCUGAACCCUCCUUCAUCCGCCGCCGGCGAAUUAGCGGAUAUCCACCUUCAGCGAGUACUUCAGCUGGCAUGGGUGGCAUCGGUCAGACCUUUUGCCUACUCGACAACCUUCUACAUUGGCGAGGAAUUCUCAAAAGGAGUGUGCUAUGUCACCGAGGCAGCUCAUGUCCCAGGCCAAGCCGUUCAAAUCCACGUGGAUCCACAUGAUAGUGUGAAGGAUAUCUUUGCCCAAAGCAUCACCUCAUUGGAAACUUUGAAACAUGCGCCAUUGUCUAUGAAUGGACAUACGAGCAGCGAUGGGAAGAACUCCCGAUUUGAUGUUACCGUCGUGUACCAGAGGGAACAGCCAAAACUGCCCUCAUUUGGGCAGAUCGCAUGCAAGGGGCAAUGCAAAACAUGUUGUGCUUCUUCCGCCAAUGGGGUUGUUGGGCUAGAUGCUGUGUCCACUGGUCUUCUUCUGACAAUUCAGCAUACCUCCGACGACAAACUGUAUGCUCGUUUGGAGGUUGGAGGGCCGGAAAUUGACCUGCCCUUAGCUACAAGCCUUCUAGAAAGCUUUGAUCAAGCUCUGCGAUCCCUUGAUGGAGCACCAACACAGACGAUCGGUAGUCUGGAGCUAUGUUCGGCCGAGGACCGAAAACAUAUCGCCCAGUUCACGGGAAACCUCGCCCCUCCGCAAGAUUCACUUUUGCACGAGCUUUGCUUGAGACAUGUCAGAACAACUCCAGAUGCACCCGCUGUUGCCUCUUGGGAUGGUGAUCUCACUUACCGCCAACUGGAGGGAGUUUCAUCUCGAUUAGCCCAUUGGCUUGUUGGACAGGGCGUUGGCCCCAACGUGUUUGUUGCGUGUGCGUUCUACAAAUCCACCUGGGCUGUUGUUGCUCGUCUCGCUGUUCUCAUGGCCGGAGGCGCAUACAUCUGCGUCGAUGGGACCGAUCCACCCCCAUAUCUUGCCUCGGUUCUUGAGCGCACCCAAAUCAAAAUCAUGCUUGUCUCCGCUGGACAUAGAGAAAAGUUCGCAGGUCGUGUUGAAACUUUGUUCGAGGUGAGCGAAACCUCGGUCUUGGAUUUACCAUUUGUGGACUCCACGCCUUGCACUACAGUCACUCCGACUGACCCCUGCGUUGUCCUGUUCACGUCUGGUAGUACAGGAAAUCCAAAGGGGAUUGUUCAAGAACACCGCAGCUAUGCAUCCGCAUUGACCGACUACAUCCGAGUGAUGGAGAUGGGUCCUCACAGUCGCAUGUUCCAAUUUGACGCUUAUGCCUUCGACAUUAGCAAUAAUGAUUUCCUGGGUCCCCUCAUGGCCGGCGGUUGUUGUUGUGUUCCCACUGUCUCGCUGACGAUGGAUGCACUCAUGGACGACUUAAACAACCUGAAAGCCAACAUUAUGUUCAUCACCCCUUCAGUGGCCGUUGAUUUAGAUCCCAGCCGUAUCCCCACUCUGAAAAUGAUGUGCAUCGGAGGCGAGCCAGUGUCCGACGCAGUACUGGCCAAAUGGCUAGGCAAGGUUCAGGUCGUGAACCAAUAUGGCAUGGGAGAAGUUGCUUCUCUGUGCGCCUACAAUCGGAAUCUUCAAAUGGGACGAGGUUCGGUCGUAGGUCGACCGGCUACCGGUGCAAUCUGGAUCGUUAGCCCGGACAACCCAGAUCAACUUAUGCCCGUGGGAGCUGUUGGUGAACUCCUCGUUGAAGGACCUCAUCUCUCACAGGGAUACCUGGACCACGUUUCUGGAAAAUCCGAAAACUUCCUCGCCAACCCACCUAUCUGGAUGAACCAACUUCACACAGAGCGACCUAACCAUCGACUCUACCGCUCUGGCGACCUGGGUCGCUACAAUCACGAUGGCACGAUCCAGCUCAUGGGCCGCAAAGACAGCAUGUUGAAACUAGACGGAGCCCGCGUCGAAGCCGGACAAGUCGAGUACGUUCUCCGACGGAAUCUCACUACAGGCGAUGCAGCUGUCGUUGAUGUCCUAGGCGCCGUGGAUGGCAAAGGAGAUCCCAUUCUGGCAGUUUACCUAUUCCUAGCAAGCAACCCGAUGAAUGCAACCGGGGGUCCGGUCGAAGAGAUUCAAUUCCGACCCAUCAGCGACAAGCAUGCUGUACAGUCUCUUACGCAAUCUCUUAGUGAUGCUGUCAGUGAGAGCUUGCCUUCUUACUAUAUCCCGAGCCUGUAUUUGCUCGUUGAUAGAGUACCUCGUACAAAGUCCAAGAAGACGGAUCGUCGAAAGCUUCAUGCGCUGGGCCAGGAAUAUUACAUGGAGCAUCGGGCGGAGUUGGAGGAUAUUACUGUCUGGCCUGAGUGGGAUUGA